AUGGAAGCCUACCCAACUAAUGCCGAGCUCCAGAAGAUGGGCGAGUGGGAGCGCAAGGCUAUUUGGAAGAAGAUGCCCAAAAUGGAACUGCAUAUGCACGGAGACAUAGCAUGUCCCGUAAAUAAGCUGAUAGACAUAUACAACGAAUAUGCUACGGGCGAAGAUCGUCUGACGGAGCAGGACAUUUUACAAAACAUUGUCUGCAACUAUAAGAUCAAGGAUUUGGUCGAGUUCAUCGACAAAACACGUAUGAUCUGCAAGGUUUUUUCCAACAACGUGAAGAUUAUUGAGCGUUGCUCAACUGAAGCUGUGCUUGCGAAAUACCGUGAAGGUGUUGUGGGCUUGGAGUUUAGGUUUUCACCUGCCUUUCUAGCCGAAGGCUGCGGUUACGGCUAUGAAGAGGUCGUCGAUAGUGUGUUUUCUGGUAUCGAGAAAGCGAAGCAGCAGAUCUCCACGCCUUUCGAGGCUGGUGCCAUAUAUAUUGGAGAAGUCGGAAUUGCUGACAAGUUCCCCUUUGACAAGUCUGUGGACUAUUUCCUAAAAUCCCGAGACAGGUUUAUUGGGUUCGACAACGCUGGUUACCCUGCCAGUUUCGCUCCACAUACCGCACAAUUCAAGCGUCUCGUGGACGCUGGUGUUAACGUAACGCUUCAUGCAGGGGAGACACCUCCAGAUUGUAAUGAACGCCUUGCUAUGGCUCUUGAUCUCGGUGCUAAGCGUAUAGGUCACGGUAUUGAGUGUGCGAAAUCGCCGGAGAUGAUGAAGAGACUAAUUGAAGAGGAUGUUAUCCUCGAAGUUUGCCCUAAGUCUAAUUGGAUUACUAAUCCAUCGAUUAAGAUGUCUGACCACCCAAUCAGGAAGAUUUACGACGCUGGUGUUAAGGUUUGCAUUAACACUGACGACCCUAUGAUGAUGACUAACAGUCUGCACGAAGAGUACGAUCUGUUGUUCACCCACCUAGGUUUUGGAUAUGCUGACUUCGUGAAAAUGAACACGUGGGCACUUGAGAAAUCGUUCCUUAGCAGGGACGCGAAACUAAACCUCAAGAAGGCAUACUUCCCCGAUGCGAAGAUUUGA
This is a messenger RNA of Babesia sp. Xinjiang, 1077 nucleotides long. It is a transcript of the gene add, whose product is annotated as Adenosine deaminase. The record is from RefSeq and is a predicted model, not a curated record. The coding region runs from base 1 to 1077 and encodes 358 amino acids. Gene Ontology annotation, biological process: negative regulation of adenosine receptor signaling pathway; adenosine catabolic process; hypoxanthine salvage. Gene Ontology annotation, molecular function: adenosine deaminase activity. The transcript has 6 exons. Lineage: Eukaryota; Apicomplexa; Aconoidasida; Piroplasmida; Babesiidae. Gene Ontology annotation, cellular component: external side of plasma membrane; cytosol.